Molecule: messenger RNA, 340 nt
Organism: Staurois parvus
Lineage: Eukaryota; Metazoa; Chordata; Amphibia; Anura; Ranidae
Source: the annotation of a GenBank genome assembly
UCAUGCUGUUGCCAGGUCCAGAGUGUCUCAUGGGUCCCUGUACGGCCUCCCAUUGCUGCUGUCUCCAUCGCCACACUCUGCCAUGUGCCACUUUCAGGUCUCCUCACACACUGCUGGGUUCCAUUUUGUCAUAGGGUGCUGGCAGAUUACGGGCCUCCCAUUGCUGCUGCCAGGCCUUAAUCUGCCAUGGGCCCCUGUACCGCCUCCUCAUGCUGCUGCCAGGUCCACAGUGUCUCAUGGGUCCCUGAACCGCCUCCCAUUGCUGCUGUCUCCAUCGCCACACUCUGCCAUGUGCCACUUUCAGGUCUCCUCACACUGCUGGUGUGUUCCAUUUUUUGUC